Messenger RNA from Synchiropus splendidus (mandarinfish), 3817 nucleotides. RefSeq names its product T-box transcription factor TBX5-like. Gene Ontology annotation, cellular component: nucleus. The record is from RefSeq and is a predicted model, not a curated record. NCBI's taxonomy places the organism in Eukaryota, Metazoa, Chordata, Actinopteri, Syngnathiformes, Callionymidae. The transcript has 9 exons. Bases 314 to 1882 code for a protein of 522 amino acids. Gene Ontology annotation, biological process: cell fate specification; pattern specification process; regulation of transcription by RNA polymerase II. Gene Ontology annotation, molecular function: RNA polymerase II cis-regulatory region sequence-specific DNA binding; DNA-binding transcription factor activity, RNA polymerase II-specific.
UGUGAUGUGUGGGUUCAAAUCGGGGCUGUCGCUCGGACCGAGAGGGCACGAAGAAGAGCAGCGAGAUAAACGAGGAAGACACCAGAGCAGCGCUCAUCUGAUCUCAGGGGCGCAGGAGCGGACGCGCUUUUACGCACAACGAAAAACGCCAAGUCCGGAAACAUGUUGGGAUUUUGAUACCUUGUUUUUUGGGGAUUACUACGUGGAGUUUUUUUUUUGGCGAAGUCGAGGCUGAAAAGAAGAAAUUCGUGAUCUGGUUGCAGGAUGCGCGAGUGUUCUGCAAGGAAGGCAGAGCAGUGCGCUUGAGUGGGACAUGGCUAACGGUGGGGACCAGUUCGGUCUUCCACAUCGCCCAGAUUCGGACUCCGUGGAUUCCCCAAAAGAGAAACAGGACGUCAACACCUUCACCUUAAACUCGCCCACCUCUCCACACACAGCGUCCACACACCAGGGGAUGGAAGGUAUUAAAGUAUUCCUCCAUGAUAGAGAACUUUGGACCAAGUUUGAUGAAGUGGGGACUGAGAUGAUCAUUACAAAAGCUGGCAGGAGGAUGUUCCCCAGCUAUAAAGUCAAAGUGACAGGACUCAACCCCAAAACAAAAUACAUUUUGCUGAUGGAUAUUGUACCAGGAGAUGAUCACCGUUACAAAUUUGCGGACAAUAAAUGGUCGGUAACAGGGAAAGCGGAACCAGCGAUGCCCGGGAGGCUCUACGUCCACCCGGACUCACCGGCCACCGGCGCUCACUGGAGCCGACAACUCGUCUCUUUCCAGAAGCUGAAACUCACCAACAAUCACCUGGACCCGUUUGGACAUAUAAUACUCAACUCCAUGCACAAAUACCAGCCUCGACUACACAUCGUGAAGGCAGACGAGAACAACGGCUUCGGCUCCAAGAACACGGCUUUCUGCACUCACGUCUUUCCGGAGACGGCUUUCAUUGCUGUCACGUCCUACCAGAACCACAAGAUCACCCAGCUGAAGAUAGAGAAUAACCCGUUUGCAAAAGGCUUCAGAGGCAGCGACGACAAUGAGCUACACCGAAUGGCCAAACUACAAAGCAAGGAUUAUCCAGUGGUGCCUCGGAGCAACGUCCGGCAGAGAACAUGCUCCACCGGGAGUCCAUUCAGUAGUGAGGUCCAUGGACUGCAGGGGUCCCCAGAAACUGCUGGGUCCCCCUACGGCUGCGACAGCGGUCUGAGUGGCAGCAGUCCGCAGGAGGUCCUGGGCGCUGCGUCCCUCCACUACAACCUGCCGCCUCUCCACCUGCAGCACGGCCAGCAGCCGCAGCUCUACCACUGCAGCAGGAGGAAAGUGGCGGACACCUGUUCAUCAGUGAACCAGCAGCAUCCGUACAAGAAACCGUUCUCUGGGAGCUCCCCAAGUGAGGGCGACCCCUACUACCACUCCUCACCCUAUCCUCCUCCCCCACCACCUCCACCACAGAGCCUCAACAAUCCAACCCUGGGCAUCUCCGACUCCCCCUACAGCUCAGAAAUGGGACAGCGACAGGCCUGUAUGUUUGCAGAGAACAGACUCGAUGACCUCAGCUGUGCAUCCUGGUCGUAUUCCUGCCCCCUCCCGUCCGCCAUGACCCCCAUGGAGCCUUACCCACCGUACACCGCCCACCCAGCUUAUAACUCCAGCCCACAGGGCUCACGUCUCAGCACUAUCGCUCACCAGAGUUCGUCCCCUCUGGGCGAACCCAUCGCUCAUGACCCGUACCAGAACCAGAGCUCUGAACACGUCCACAGCAGGCAGCUGAGUCCACCUGUCAGAGAGUUUCCCCGCUAUGCCUCCAACGUGUCUCCUCCUCUGUACCACACACUGGAGACACACACGCAGAUCAGAUGCGGGGUCCCUGAAUGGAGCGCAGCCUCCUAACCGAGCUGGAGGUUGCAGCUGAGACACGUUGUGUUGUGCUCUCAUCUCUCUCAAGUCCCUCCUCUCGGCAGGAUAAAGCAGACUCGGCGUGGAUCUCUACACAUUUCAAAACUGGACGCCGCACUGACAUGUGAUCGGACUCUUCCUCUCACACAGAGACUGGUGUCAUCCAAACGUUUGCACUUCCAUCUAAAGCGUCUGCUGAGAAAAGUUUUUUAUUUUUCUUCUCAGUGACUCUAGAAUUACGAGGGAAUCAGACAGCCAACAUUUAUUGCCCAAAAUAAUCUGUGCUCUCAGCGAGCAGCCCCAGGGAGGCUUUUUUUUUCUCUUUAGUGGCGCUAAGCUCGGCUGUAUACGCUCAGACUGGGCUAAGAAUUAAAGCAUGAGUUGUCUGUGUGAGUGAGAGUGUGUGCACUUGUGUGUGUGAGUAAAGCCCACGUCAGCUCAGCUCAAGAAUGCUAUGAGUUAAUUUCCACUGAGACAGUAGUAGCUGCAGGCACUGGAGCAUAGAGAUAAACAGUUUGUUUAGACCACGCUACAGGCUGAAGGACCUGUAAACAGUUUCCACUGCAUUCUGGGUAAAUGCUCAACUCAGCGUCACGCAUCUGUCACUGCUGUCCUCUUGGUCACCCCCACUUGACCAAUCAGCUCACCCCGUUCACAGAGAGCCAGCGAAUGAGCACCUGACUUUCAUUUAUUCCCAGCUGACCGGUCCGAGCGGCACAUGCACGCGCGUUGGCCCAUUUAUGAACAAGUCAUGAGUCCAGCGUUGACAGUCGACAUGCAACGAUUGCUCAGCAAACUCUUUGAGAAAAUGACAAUAGUCAACCUGUUGUUCGAUCCGCCGACCUUUGAUGGUCAGGCCUCCCACUCUCCUGCAGAUCAGAAGGUUCCGCUGUUCGAUACAAGUGUGUGACUUUUUUGGAAAAAUCAAGCAACGUGAGAUUUUUUUAAGUUUUUGUAUUUGGUUCAAAAUGUUUUAUAUGCAGUAUUAAGUCAGUCAACACAAUCCAUCUGUUUGAUUCCCUAAUAUGCAUUUGUAUGUGUGCGUGUGAAUAUCAUGUGCCUGUGAGAGGUGAUUUUUUUUCUUUUUUGGGGGGAAAAUUGUGUUUUAUAGAAUUGUCCUUGAUCAUAGUAUUUAUUACCCUAGAUUUGUAAAAUGGUUAGUUUGCCAUCGACUUGUGAAACAAGAUGCAACUGUUCCCAGAUAUUUGUUUGUCUUCAGCUUCCCAUUCUUAUCUGGUGAUAAAUAUUUGUGGCAUCCAACAUGUUCUAUGGAAAUGAAGACAGAUGUAUAUAUGAGAUAUGGAAUAAAUUUCAGAGGAUUUUCAUAGAGAAUCACUUUUUUAUUGCUGUUUGUCUGAACCCUGCCUAAGCCAGUAACAUGUUACGAUGAGUCAUAAAUCUACACAAUGUGCACAUUUGUUUUGUUGUAAAAACUCAACUCUAUACUUUUAUAUAUUCUUGUUUUUGUACCUUGAUUUUGAUGUAUUCUUUCACUGAGUCUUUGAUCCGUUCAACUUCAUGCUAAGGUGCCAAAAACAAAGCCAUGAUCAAGUCCAGGUGCCAAACACUGCCAAACCUGAAAUAACGUGUGUAUUUAAACCUUCACGUUUGAUCAACGUGCGGUCAAGGGGCUAGUUGCAGCUCCUACUUUAAUAUCACACGGCCCACAGCCAUAGUCUGAGUCAGUCAAAUAUCAGUGCAGAUAAGUUGGGCAACACAAUUUCCAGAGAGGCAAAGUCACUGCGCCUCCUUAUCACAUGUACGAGAGGCUCCCCACGUUCCCACUCACCAACAACCCUGCCCCCCAUGUGUAGAGGCUCGGGUGCUGAGCAUACCUCGUCCUCCUCCUCUUAUCUCUGACAGGUUGUUUGGCAUCACGAGUCUCCAGCAGCUGGACCGCCUCACUGACAACCUGCUGACCAGCGAGUG